AUGAAGAAACUCAAGUUCUGGUCAAGAAAGAAGAAGAAAAAGAGAGCUCCUCUUCUUGAACAACCACCAUCACCGCCACCACCAUUGCUCUCCUGCUAUUAUCAAUGCCCUUAUAAUUACCCAAUUCAGCCGUCAGCACCGCCCUUGCCGCCUUGGUUCGAGUACGAGCAGCAGCAAUUACAUGACUCCAUUUUCACAACAGAGCAAGGUUCAACUUCGACAUCAGCAAAUCUAAACCAAACUCAUGGCACUAAUUCUCAGCACUCCAAUAAUGUUAGUGAGAUCAAUCAACCAAAGGCAACACCGUCGGAUAAUAUUAGUACUAGUACUUUGCCUCAACAGUAUAUGGUUCCGAAUCAAGUGUAUGGUGUACCUGUGACAACAGAAGCAAGAACAGAGAGAGCUGGUGGAGCUUUUGGGUGUGUGAUCAAUUUAUUCAGGUGUUUCUUUCCGUGUUUUCAUAUUCGAGAAUUAAAGUAA
This is a messenger RNA of Nicotiana tabacum (common tobacco), 480 nucleotides long. The record is from RefSeq and is a predicted model, not a curated record. NCBI's taxonomy places the organism in Eukaryota, Viridiplantae, Streptophyta, Magnoliopsida, Solanales, Solanaceae.